UCUAAGUUAUACCCUAACGUUACUCUUUGUAAUAAUGUUUACAGAGAUCCAACAAUGCUCACCACGAGUAAGCACGUAAAUCUAUCAAAUGUACAAACAGUUGGAAAUAUGAGUCAGUGAGCGCUGAGCAGACCUCCGCAGAUAUUUACUACAGUCUUAACACAUUCAUAGUAACCGCACAUCUAUGUUCAGCAUCUAAAAGCAGAAUGUUAACAAAUAUAAGCUCCACAGACUUUAACAAACACACAAAUGCACAAAGGACAAUACAUGCAGGCUUUGGUCGAGAAGGGGCGGUGACUGUCGCGAGCAAGUGUUGUAUAAAAGGUGUUGAAAGCAGAGUCAGUGUGAGUGUCCAUGCUGCUGGGAGCCGCUUCACUGACCACCGAAACACAACAGGCUCAUUUAUUAAAGUUACCGAAAUAUGGCGGCUUCCCUGCUGAGGAUAGGACGACUGGGCUGUGUCAAGGCUGACAGCUGGAGGACUUUCAGUAAAGCACCUGCAGCUGUAUCCCUUAGCACAAAAUCUGGGGGUUCCAAGAAGUCGUCAAAAAAGAACAACUCAGACAAAGGCAAGGCUAAAACAUACUUCGAUAUAGAGAAACUUGUCCAGCACAAGUCAUAUGAGUUUCCCAAGAAUGAAGUUUCUCCAGCGGCAGCAACCGCUGCAGCCGCAGAAGCUACAGCAGCUGCAGAGCUCAGACCCUCUGCUGCUGCACCUGAGGCAGUGGCAACCACCCCUGUGGUAGACACCACUCCCAUUACUGAAGUUAUCCCCAAACCUGUCUCAGCAGCUGAAGCUACACCCAUUUUUGAAGCACCUCCCGCUGUCGAAGGAGUCUCUGAAUCUGCCCCUGCAUCUGUAGUUGAAGCUGGCGCUGAAGCAAUACCAAUGGUUGAGCUUGUUGCAGAAGGGGUUGCUGAAGUUGUACCAGUGGUUGAUGCCAAUGCUGAAACUUCAGCAUGUAUAGCUGAAGCCGCUGUCUCUGCAGCUGAAACGGCAGCCCCAGUUAUUAAAGCUCCUGCAGCUGCAGCUCCUGCUUUUGAAACUGCUCCAACUCCUAAUGCUGCUCCAGCAAAACCUCCUGUUGAAGCAGCCCCUGAAGCAACAGGUGCUGAAGUUCCUGUAGAAGCUGCACCUGAAGCCCCUGCUACAGAAGCUGCACCACUUGUAGAAGCUGCCCCUGAAGCCCCUGCUGCAGAAGCUGCACCACUUGUAGAAGCUGCCCCUGAAGCCCCUGCUGCAGAAGCUGCACCACUUGUAGAAGCUGCCCCUGAAGCCCCUGCUGCAGAAGCUGCACCGCUUGUAGAAGCUGCCCCUGAAGCCCCUGCUGCAGAAGCUGCACCACUUGUAGAAGCUGCACCUGAAGCCCCUGCUGCAGAAGCUGCACCGCUUGUAGAAGCUGCCCCUGAAGCCCCUGCUGCAGAAGCUGCACCGCUUGUAGAAGCUGCCCCUGAAGCCCCUGCUGCAGAAGCUGCACCGCUUGUAGAAGCUGCCCCUGAAGCCCCUGCUGCAGAAGCUGCACCGCUUGUAGAAGCUGCCCCUGAAGCCCCUGCUGCAGAAGCUGCACCGCUUGUAGAAGCUGCCCCUGAAGCCCCUGCUGCAGAAGCUGCACCGCUUGUAGAAGCUGCCCCUGAAGCCCCUGCUGCAGAAGCUGCACCACUUGUAGAAGCUGCCCCUGAAGCCCCUGCUGCAGAAGCUGCACCACUUGUAGAAGCUGCCCCUGAAGCCCCUGCUGCAGAAGCUGCACCACUUGUAGAAGCUGCCCCUGCAGAAGCUGCACCACUUGUAGAAGCUGCCCCUGAAGCCCCUGCUGCAGAAGCUGCACCGCUUGUAGAAGCUGCACCUGAAGCCCCUGCUGCAGAAGCUGCACCACUUGUAGAAGCUGCCCCUGAAGCCCCUGCUGCAGAAGCUGCACCACUUGUAGAAGCUGCCCCUGAAGCCCCUGCUGCUGAAGCUGCACCACUUGUAGAAGCUGCCCCUGAAGUUGUCCCUGCUGGAGUCCCUGUAGAUGCAGCCCCAGAGCCUGUGGCUGAAGUUUCUGCCCCUGUGGAGAGUGCAGAGGAGCUGGUGGACCCUGCUCCAGUCAUAGCUGAAGCUGCAGGAGAGGAACUGCAGAUGGAGGCCCCAUCUGAACCAGUUGAACUAUCUGAGGCUCAAAUGGACCCCAUUCAGAAGCUCUUCUUAGACUCCAUACGCGAGUACUCCACAAAAAGCCAGGGUACUGGGGGGCUAGUCGAUGCAGGUUCAGAGUACGAAAAGGCCUUGGCAGAUGAAAUAGCAAAGCUUCAGAGACUAUAUGGUGGUGGAGACCUCACAUCUUUCCCAGAGUUCAAAUUCACAGAGCCCAAGCUGGAUGAAGUCUCCCAGAAGUGAACAUCAGCACUUCGCAAUUGAACUUUUCUAUUGUCACCCUUUUCCUUUAGAUGUGUGCGGUGUAGUGGAACAUUAACAGUCUGUUUGAUGUCAAAGUUGCAACAAACCCUUGCCUCUAGCUUUAUAUCUGAGAAUAGAGCUGUUUCAGUAGCUAGAUAUUUUAUGGGAACAUAAGCUUAAGCACUUUAGAUGUACAUUUUUGGCAGACAAGGUGAACAUUGAUCCAUGGCUGAGCUGUAGAGGAAAUAAUAAAUUCCAGUCCAGAUUUGUUCCUA
Molecule: messenger RNA, 2649 nt
Organism: Micropterus salmoides (largemouth bass)
Lineage: Eukaryota; Metazoa; Chordata; Actinopteri; Centrarchiformes; Centrarchidae
Exons: 7
Coding region: 422-2374 (650 amino acids)
Biological process (GO): proton motive force-driven ATP synthesis
Molecular function (GO): proton transmembrane transporter activity
Source: RefSeq, a predicted model, not a curated record